AUGGACACUUCCGGUCCUCCCGGCCCCCCCGGCCCUCCUUACUCCCGCCCCGAGCAGACCUCCGACGAGGGCAUUGCUGGCGACCGCCCUCAAGGCUGGCGUCUCCUCAAGGCUCAAUAUGAGGCGGGCGAGGACCUCGACUACCUCCCCCACAUGAAGCACGCCGUCGAGAAAAUGAAGCUCCUCGAGAACCAAGCCGAAUCCCUUCUCAAGAAGGUGACUGCAAUCAAAAUCCCCGUCCCUCGCCCGGCCAAUUUCGAUGUUGCAGGCGCCUACGCCCAGCUGGCUGCCAUCGAGCAACAGAUCCUGCAGUACAAGGACAUGGAGGUAAAGCAGUCGGAAGUUCUCAACAUGACCGAUAACGACACGCACGUGGCCCGCUUGCAAGACCUUCUUCAGGCCCACAAGAACAUGCGCGACCAGCUCCUCAAUGUGGCCGCCGACGGCCGCAAGGUCCGCGUCCAGGUCACCAACACCACCAACGACCAGGAGAUUUGCCCCGGCGACUACUAUGACCUGCUCGCCAGCUGCUUGAACGACAUCAAGGAAACCGAGAUGGACAUUGCCGUUCAGAAGGAGGCCGGCGACGUCGGCAAGCUCCUCAGCAAGAUGGCCGUUGACGGUUCCGCUCAGCGCCGCCCCAACUACAAGCAGGUCGAGACCAAGGUCGCUGAACUCCGCAAGCUCCUCGCCUAG
Messenger RNA from Apiotrichum porosum, 696 nucleotides. RefSeq lists its product as uncharacterized. The transcript has 2 exons. Lineage: Eukaryota; Fungi; Basidiomycota; Tremellomycetes; Trichosporonales; Trichosporonaceae. The record is from RefSeq and is a predicted model, not a curated record. The coding region runs from base 1 to 696 and encodes 231 amino acids.